Messenger RNA from Paramecium tetraurelia, 1380 nucleotides. RefSeq lists its product as uncharacterized. Gene Ontology annotation, molecular function: protein serine/threonine kinase activity; ATP binding. The transcript has 6 exons. Gene Ontology annotation, cellular component: cytoplasm; nucleus. The record is from RefSeq and is a predicted model, not a curated record. Gene Ontology annotation, biological process: protein phosphorylation; mitotic DNA damage checkpoint signaling. Lineage: Eukaryota; Ciliophora; Oligohymenophorea; Peniculida; Parameciidae.
AUGGAUAUAUAAAAUUAGAAAAGAAAGAGCAAAUUUUCAUUCUCUCGAGCUCCUACUAAUGAAAAUUCUGGUGCUUUGCAAUAAUUGAAAAAUAGGUUCAAAGGACAAAUGCUCUAAUUAAUUAAUAAAAAUGAGAAUAAGGAUUAAGAUAAGUAAAUUUAAGAGUUUUUGAUUCGAAUAAACGUUGAAUUAGAGGAGGAAGAUCUCAAAUAUAUAAAAUUUGAUAUGAGCUUGUAUCAUGAAAAUUAUAUUGAUGGUGAAAUAUUGGGAGAAGGAUGUAUUGGGUUAGUAAGAAGUGUUACAAGAAAAUAAGAUGGGUGUGAAUUUGCAUGUAAAAUUGUAAAGACAGAUGCUGAAGAGAUUGUGAAAAAUAUGAUUUUAGAAUUUAAGAAUCUUAAAAAAUUAAGUCAUCCUCACAUUGUUGCUAUGAAGGAACUGUUCAUACAAUGGAAUGAAGGUUUCCAGAGCACAGGAACAGUUUUAGUAAUAAUGGAAAAGGUGAAGGGUAGAGAAAUGUUUGAGGUAAUACAAAAGUAAAAGAAUUAUAGUGAGUGGACUGCAAGAAUAUUAUUUGAGUAAAUCUUGGUGGCGAUAAAAUAUAUGCAUGAUAAUUAUUGUUGUCAUAGAGAUUUGAAACCAAAUAACAUUCUAUGUGCAGAGGAUGGUACUUCAAUUAAGAUUACAGACUUUAAUGUUUCAAAAUUUACUGACGGCUAUAAAGAAUUCACUAAUCUCAACGACCAUGGUAAAAUCGAAAUGUGGACAUACACAGGUACUGUUGCAUUUUCUGCUCCUGAAAUAUUCUCAGGGGGAUUGUACAAUGAAUAAGUUGAUCUGUGGAGUGCAGGAGUAAUAUUGUAUGUGAUGUUAAGUGGUGAAUUACCGUUCAAUUCAGAUUAUCUAAAUGAUCUUAUUGAUUAAAUUUCAAAAUGCAAAUACUAAAUGGUUGGUCCAAUUUGGGAUUAAAUUUCACCUUAAGCCAAAGAUUUAAUAUAAAAUUUGCUAUAAUUAGAUCCACUUCAAAGAUUAACACCUGAAUAAGCUCUAGAUCAUCCAUGGAUUAAAAAUGUACAAAACAAAUCAGAGAUUCCAAGGGAUACUUUGGAAAAAAACAUGGCACGAUUCUUAAAUCAAAAAACAAAUAAUGAAUCAGAAUUAAGCGCCAAGAAGAUUAAAUAAAUCUGUUUCUUAUUUGGAGCUGGAGAGAUUUGGAAACGUCACUCUUUGAAAAAUUCAUCAGUUUCCAAAAUUUCUGAGGAUCUCAAGAAAUUUAAAUCUAUUGAUAUUUCAACAUAUAAAAAGGAAAUACAAGUGACAAAGGAUUAAAAUUCGAAUCAUGUAUAUCAUAUAGAUUAUCCAUUUAGUGAUGAUUCAGAUUGA